UGCCGGGACACACAGUGUCCCCAGGACCAGGUGUGCAUCACCCGUGACGGGGCACAGGUGUGUGCCAGGAUGGAAGGCCACUGCCAGGUCACACCUGGAGCCACCAUGACCACCUUCGAUGGUGCCACCGGGCCCCUGCUGGCCAGUGGCACCUACAAGGUGUCAGCCCUCUGCAAUGAGGAGGCCCCAGAUUGGUUCAAGGUGGUGGUGGAGGUCAGCGAGUGUCGUGACACGAAUGUCCCCGCAGCCACGGCUGCCAUCGUCUUUGUCCGCGAGGGCGUUGUCAGCGUCAAUGGCAACAUGGAAGUGUGGGUCAAUGGCCUCUUCACCCGGCCCCCCACCACCAUCUCUGACUCCAUCUCUGUAGCAUCAUCCCCUGAGAAUGUCACCAUCAGCCACCGCUCUGGGAUGUCCAUCGCCAUCACCCGGGAUGGGGAGGCAACCAUCACUGUCACCUCAGGCCUGGCCUCCCGUCUCUGUGCCCCCUGUGGGAAUUUCAACGGAAACCCCAGAGAUGACCUGAAGCUUCCAGACGGACGUGAUGCCCAGAGUGUUGGAGAAGUGGUGGACAUGUGGAAAUCCCGGGAUUUUGCUGGGUGCCACAUCUCCCACCAGACCCGUCAGGAAGUUGAUGCUCCUAUCUAUCCCAUUUGAGGAUCCACCUCAAAUUCCCCAAAACCUGGGAAAAUUCUGGAUUUUGCCUCAAAUCCAUUUUCUCAAAUGGAUUAAAUCUGUGUGGAUCCUAGUGCCUUGUGUGCCAUCCACACCCUGGAACCUAGAAAUAUAUCACAUUCAGGUCAAAAAGAUCCAAAUCCCAGUGUUUUUUUCCCAUAUAAAAAUUAUAUU
Molecule: messenger RNA, 846 nt
Organism: Zonotrichia albicollis (white-throated sparrow)
Lineage: Eukaryota; Metazoa; Chordata; Aves; Passeriformes; Passerellidae
Product: IgGFc-binding protein
Cellular component (GO): extracellular matrix
Molecular function (GO): extracellular matrix structural constituent
Source: RefSeq, a predicted model, not a curated record